Talaromyces amestolkiae is the source of this 2439-nucleotide messenger RNA. RefSeq lists its product as uncharacterized. Gene Ontology annotation, biological process: Golgi to plasma membrane protein transport; intra-Golgi vesicle-mediated transport; SNARE complex disassembly. The coding region runs from base 1 to 2439 and encodes 812 amino acids. Gene Ontology annotation, cellular component: Golgi stack. The transcript has 3 exons. NCBI's taxonomy places the organism in Eukaryota, Fungi, Ascomycota, Eurotiomycetes, Eurotiales, Trichocomaceae. Gene Ontology annotation, molecular function: ATP binding; ATP hydrolysis activity. The record is from RefSeq and is a predicted model, not a curated record.
AUGUUUAAUCGAAAUAAUAUUCCUUUUGCAUCGAGGUCCAAUCCUCCACCAGAUCCGCGCCGGGGAGGCUACGAUACCCCCAUGCAAGAUGGUGGUAUCCCCCCCAGCAGAGGAGGCUACGGAGCUCCCCCGCCACAGCAGAGAGGUCCACCACCACCAAGUGGUAGAAGACCAGUCAAUGAUGGCGCAACCUGGACAUUACGUUCGGACAAGAGUCCGAACACGCAGUACACAUAUGGAAAUAUAGUCGCUGUUUCGACUGCCGAUUUCCCCCCGUCAGCUUUUGGACAAGAGUUUUAUGUCCUCAUUAACGACCACUAUGUUUUAUCUGCACGCCCACUUGAUGGCUACCAAGCCGGAUACAUUGGUUUUGCGGAGAGGCAACGAAUGUGGGCUAGGAUUGCGGUCACGGAUUCUGUGAAGGUACAGAUUUAUGAUCCCUUCCGACAAGAGCGGAAGGCAUAUCUUGGCUCCGCCGAUGUUGAAGUGGGUUUUGCUGGAAAGACUAGGACAGAGGAGCCAUACGAUCAGAAUGAGCUGGCAAAUGCUGUUAUUGAGAAAUUCAAAAACCAGAUUCUGGCGCCAGGCCAGAAAGUGUUGAUGGAUCACCGCGGAAUACCCCUUUCGCUAACCAUUAAGACCGUUGAGCUGGUAGAUUUGAUGUCUGAAAAGCAACCUCAACCAUCCACUGAGGGCGUCGCGACUGAUCCUACCGCUCGAGGCAUCCUCACUCCUCAUACAAUUUUCAACUUCUACAAAGAUGCAAAGAGUGGGCUCAACUUGAAAGCGUCUGAUCGUAGACCUGCCGCCAACUCUAUCAUCCGACCUGAUUUCAAGUUCGAGAAUAUGGGUAUUGGUGGUUUGGAUUCGGAGUUCAGUACUAUCUUUCGUCGUGCCUUUGCGUCGCGGAUUUUUCCUCCCGGAUUGAUUGACAAGUUGGGUAUUCAGCACGUCAAGGGUAUCCUUUUAUAUGGACCGCCAGGAACAGGAAAGACGUUGAUUGCGCGACAAAUCGGUAAAAUGCUGAACGCUAGAGAACCAAAGAUCAUCAACGGUCCCGAAGUGCUUAAUAAAUACGUCGGUCAAUCUGAGGAGAAUAUUCGUAAGAUGUUUGCCGAUGCAGAGAAGGAAUACAAGGAGAAAGGAGAGGAGAGUGCGCUACACAUCAUCAUCUUUGACGAACUCGAUGCCGUAUGCAAACAGCGCGGCAGCGGUGCUGCUGGUGGUACCGGAGUCGGUGAUAGUGUUGUCAACCAACUGCUAUCCAAGCUUGAUGGCGUGGAACAACUCAAUAAUAUCCUCUUGAUUGGUAUGACGAACAGAAAGGACAUGAUCGAUGACGCAUUGCUCCGUCCCGGUCGUUUGGAAGUACACAUGGAGAUCAGCCUGCCGGAUGAGAAGGGUCGCGCUCAGAUUCUGAAGAUUCAUACUCAGAAAAUGAAGGAGAACAAUGUCAUGGAGCCUGAUGUGAACUUGCUGGAACUCGCCCAGUUGACAAAGAACUACUCUGGUGCCGAGAUCUCAGGUUUGGUCAAGGCUGCGACAUCAUUUGCAUUUAACAGACACGUCAAACCCGACACUAUGGCUGGUAUCAAGGAUGAUGUUGCCAAUCUGAAAGUCAGGCGAGAUGACUUUAUUAAUGCCCUCGACGAAGUCAAACCGGCAUUUGGUGUUGCAGAAGAACAGCUUGAAGACUGUAUUCAGCAGGGCAUCACCCACUUUUCUGAGAGGAUUAAGGAUAUCCUCAAUGAGGGCAAUUUGUUCGUGAAACAGGUUGGUGCAGACGGUGGCACUCCUCUAUUUUCGGUCUUGUUCCAUGGGCCUCCAGCUAGUGGCAAAACUGCACUCGCGGCACGCAUAGCCAUGGACUCCGGCUAUCCUUUCGUUCGGCUGAUCAGCCCAGAAGAUAUGGUUGGUAUGACCGAGUCGGCAAAGGUUUCGCACAUAACCAAGAUCUUCUCAGACGCUUAUAAGAGUCGUACCAGUAUCGUGGUUGUGGAUAACAUUGAGCGACUCAUCGAAUGGGUACCGAUCGGCGCUCGGUUCAGCAACGCCGUCCUCCAGACCCUGAUGGUGCACAUGAGAAAGACCCCUGCUCAUGGACGCCGUCUCUUGAUUCUCGCAACUACGACGGAGCGUCGCCUCCUCAAAGAUCUAGACAUGUACAGUUCAUUCAAUGCCGAUAUUGAAGUUCCCACAGUGAAUACCUACGAUGAACUGCGACACAUUCUCGAAGGAUCGGAGACCUUCACACCGCAAGAGAUUGAGGGCAUUCUUGGAGGUAUUUACAGCAUCGACGAUGACAAGAAGAUUGGCGUGGGUAUCAAGAAGAUCCUCCUGGGCAUUGAGACAGCCAAACAGGAUAUUGACAAAGCAGGCCGGUUUGUGAAUGUGAUUAAUCGGUUGAUAGAUCAGGAUAGAGGGCCUGCCUUUUCGUGA